This is a messenger RNA of Lingula anatina, 2082 nucleotides long. RefSeq lists its product as uncharacterized. Lineage: Eukaryota; Metazoa; Brachiopoda; Lingulata; Lingulida; Lingulidae. Gene Ontology annotation, molecular function: ADP-ribose diphosphatase activity; NADH pyrophosphatase activity; NAD binding. The record is from RefSeq and is a predicted model, not a curated record.
UGCCGAGACCGAAAAGCAGCCGACACACAGCGGUAGUAGCAAUUAUGGCAGACUAUCAUCCAAACACACUUCCUGCAAAGAGAGAUAGAUAUGAUGGAGUGAUAAUUGAUAUAAACAAGCAAACAUAUGAAACUGAAGAGGAGUUUGAGAAAAAAUUAGUCAAUUCUUUGUGUAGUUGGUCAAAGGAGGCUGUUAGGGGUGUGUGGGUGAAAAUACCCCUAGACAUGGCAGCACUGGUGCCAAUAUGUGCAAAGCAUAAAUUUGUGUACAACCAUGCUAAACCUUCUUAUGUCAUGAUGACUAGGUGGCUACCUCAAGAUGAAGAAAACUGCAUUCCACCAUAUGCAAACCAGUAUUUAGGUUGUGCUGGGUUUGUUGUAAACUCUGAAAAGAAAUUACUGGUAAUACAGGAAAAGUACCAUGUUCAAAAAACAUGGAAGUUACCUGGUGGAAUGGCUGAUACAGGUGAAGACAUUGGUGAAGCAGCAGAGAGGGAAGUGUUUGAAGAAACUGGGGUACGCUGUAAAUUUCAGUCAAUAAUUUGUUUCCGUCAUCAACACAAGUUUCGUCAUGGAUUGGAUGACUUCUACUUUAUCUGCCUAAUGGUGCCUUUGUCAAAGGAAAUAACCAAGUGUGACAGGGAAAUUUCUGCCUGCUGUUGGAUGGAUUUAGAUGAAUAUAUCAACCAUCCAGAUGUAAGCCAUACCAACAAAAGGUUUGCCCAAUGCUACCUAGAUAUGAUAGACAGGAAAGAAAAGCUAUCAAUACAACCAACUGUUGUUCCACAUUUCUCAGGAACCAAGAAUGACUUGCUUUAUAAUAUGCUACCGUUUCCUGACACUAGUAGUAGCAGUAGUAGUAGCCAAGAACAAAAAUAGUGAAGAAAAGAGGCGAAGGGAGAGGUGCAGGCCAACUUCAGAGUAUGUUCAUGUACCACCAGCCAUUUCCAUGCAUUUAAAAACAUUUUAUGAAGGCAUGUAUUCAGAAAAGCUUAUUGAAGCAUAUUCUCAUUGAAAUAAUAUCUAUAUUUAGGUCAAGUCAUAUUAGCACAACUGCAUUGUAUUUUAAACAUAUUUCCCUACUCCAAAAUUACUGGGAUGUCAUUUUUAUCUCAAAUAACUUUGUGUUCCACUUUCCUGGUAUCAAGUCAGCUGUGUGAUUGGGAAGAUGUUGCACUGCAGUAGGAAAGUAUAUCCUAAACUGAUGAGAAAAGCGAUUUUUUGUAUUCAGAUCAUUUAGAAAAAGAAAAUUUGGUAACUUCUUGGCUUCUCACUCCUCAAGCCAGUCAGAUUUUAGCAUCUUUUACAUAAAAAUCAUUUUCUAAUCAGUGUAUAUAAUGUACUGGCAAGGAUAUGGACUUGUAUAGUACAUUCAUACCCAUACUAAUUGUCUUAUUUCAGGCAGUGCCUUACCUGUUAAAAAGGAGUUACAUGGGUUGGAAUUACAAUCAGGCAGCCAAGUAAUUAUCAUUAUUUAAACAUACUAUUAAGUAACAUUUUAAGGUGACAUUAUACAUUAUGCAAUUUUAUGUAUAUUUAUGUGAAUUAUGAGUUUAGAUUUUGCAUUUUUUUGACAAUUUCAAUAUUUUAAAGAUAUAUUAUACAAUAAGUGACUUUGACUGAGGCCAUUAUGUUGUUUUGCUGACCUCAGAAAAGUGAUAUCGACCAAGGUGCUUUCCUGGAAAGUACUGGGCAUGAUGAUGUGUUGCAUUUUUUGAGGAACUUGACAAACCAGGUCACAGAACAUUUCAGAAUGUCUGAAAAGUAAACCAAUACAAUAUAAGGUGAAUGUCAAUUAUAAUAUUAUAUAAUAAUGUAUAAUAAUUUUUAAAAGCAAUACACUGAAAAGAUAUUUGAAGUUGUGAUUCUAAUAUUAAAGCAUUAAAUAUAUUUACUUGUAACAUUUUUCAGGGAAAUGAAUGAAUAAAAUAAUUGUGUACUUUGUAUGCCUUGCAUUCUUGUUGUGUUACCCACAUUUGUAUGUUGGUGCUAAAUGCUUAGACCCAGAAGUAUUGCAAAAUAGCCAAAUAUUCUUUCAAAGGAAGAAAAUAAAGGGAAAAUUUGUGUUAUUUUCUGUAUUCAA